CGCUCCACGUGGAACACAAACGAUGCUGAGAAGCACUUGCCGUGAGUAACCAGCAGCCUUCCCCGGCAUACAAUGCACCUGCCGCCGUCUCCACCGCACUAGUAGCCACGCUAGCAGCAGCGCCUCCGAUCGCCACGCUAAAUCACGUCCUAGCAGAGAUCUCGCGCACCACAGCGCCGCUCGGCAAGGGAAACACGUUUCGCUUUUCACACCUUUACCAGUGGCCACCCUACCGGGGCGCUGAUGUGCGUUUCCUCGUGUGCCUUCCAUCUGCCGCGCCUCCACAGUUCCGUAUAGAUGUUUUGGUUUUCCGCUAGCCAGAAAGAAGAAGAAGCGGAAUCGCCCCUCUGGUGGACCAGCAGCCUGUUGACGGGCCCGUUGGUCGAAGCCUACGAGCAGCUUGAUACGUGGUGCCUCGGCUGCGACCACUUCGAGAGGAGCGUCGCCCAGGCGCUGCUCGUCGUGUUCGCUAUCAACGUCGUGCUCAUCCUGUGUGUGUGGCGCCGGUGCGGCGACCAGAUCGCCGACCAGUUUCUGAACCUCGCCACCUCAAGCAGCCAGCUUGAGGAGUUCCAGAAGGAGGCUAGCUCGCUGGAGCUGCCGGAAGAGCACUCUCCUCGCAUCUGAGUGCCUCCACAUGGCAGCUAUUCGGGACUUCUUCAAGAAGCGAAAGGCCGAAAUCAAGUUCAAGCAGGCUGGCCCCGGCAGGCGACUGAAUGCUGACGAUACACCGCGAAUGCAUGGCCCCGCACCAGGACAGAGCCAGCCACGAAGACCUCCGUCAGAAGGCGCACAGCGAGCGGCCGCAGCCGCCCUCGCACGCCUGGAGCAGAAACAGGUCAAGACUCAUCCUAACUGGUCUGUAGCUGCCAUAAAAUCACAGGCCAAGAAGGAGCUCGAACAGCAGCUGGCUUCGGAAGAGGUGGCAAGCAUGCAAAAGCACACUCCGGCUGAGCUCGAGCAUGGACCGCAGGCCGGCAAAAAUGCCGUGGUGUUCGGCCAUCCGUUGCUGGGACCGGAACUGAGGCUGCCAUACGAGGAGCUACAAUCACGCAUCCGCCAGUUCCUCUACGAGCAGAUGGCCGAAGAGCCAGGCCUCACCUCCUGUCUCCUCAUCCACACUUGCAACUCGCCACAGGCAAAGGUUGAUGCGGGUGUGGAGACUCUGUGCAAGUAUCUCAACAACAUAGCCAAUCAUCCGUUGGAGGAGAAGUAUCGUCGCCUCCGCCUCAACAAUCGGAUCUUCCAGGAGCGGGUACUGCCUCUUGAGGGGGCUCUGGAGUUCCUUCAGGCAGCUGGGUUUGAACGGCGACACGAGGCGGAGCCGUCCUUCGAGGAAUGGCUCGAGUUUCCUGUGGACAGAGACCUCGAGCAGCUGCGCCUCUUGGCUGACGCUCUGUGCUGUGCGAAGCCCGUGCGGCCUGUCCUGGAUCGUUCGCUGCGUGUGCUGCUUCCCCAUGAAGCGGCUCAGCAGUUGGUGCUCCCUGACUCCUUCUUCAAUCUCAGCCCCGACGAGCUGCUGCGUGAACAGGAGGCCCGACGUCGUGAAGUGGAAGUGCAGAUGACGCUGCGGACCAAGGCCAUGCGUGAGCGUGACGAGAGGCGAGAGCACUUGAUGUACCGCUACACGCUUAUUCGAAUCCGGCUGCCUUCAGAUCUUUUGUUACAGGGGACAUUUUCUGUGCACGAGCCGCUUGCUGCUGUGCGAGAGUUCCUGCUAGACAACGUGGAAAAAACAAAGAGUGAGUGUACACUCGUGUCGCCGUCCGGCCACACCUUGGACGACCCAAAGGCCACCCUACUCGAGCUGAAGCUUGUGCCAGCCGUGGUGUUGACAGCAUCGUGGGGCCAGGCCAAACCACCCGAUCUCCUGCCAGACUUGAAGGCAUUGGUGCAGCCACUGUAGCCGUCCUGACAAGCGAAAAUUGUAUUGCUAUGUUGUAUUAUAAGGAUAACAAAAUUCUGCACUUUAGAAAA
This is a messenger RNA of Rhipicephalus microplus (southern cattle tick), 1977 nucleotides long. RefSeq names its product GDI interacting protein 3 (gene Gint3). Lineage: Eukaryota; Metazoa; Arthropoda; Arachnida; Ixodida; Ixodidae. The record is from RefSeq and is a predicted model, not a curated record. Gene Ontology annotation, cellular component: cytoplasm.